Momordica charantia (bitter melon) is the source of this 1899-nucleotide messenger RNA. It is a transcript of the gene SLD2, whose product is annotated as Fatty acid/sphingolipid desaturase. Lineage: Eukaryota; Viridiplantae; Streptophyta; Magnoliopsida; Cucurbitales; Cucurbitaceae. Gene Ontology annotation, cellular component: membrane. Gene Ontology annotation, biological process: lipid metabolic process. Gene Ontology annotation, molecular function: oxidoreductase activity, acting on paired donors, with oxidation of a pair of donors resulting in the reduction of molecular oxygen to two molecules of water. The record is from RefSeq and is a predicted model, not a curated record.
UACCGUGUACUUCGCUGUUAACAAGCACCACCUCUCGUUCGUUCUUCCUCCGAUGAUUCAGUUUUUUUCUUUUCUAUAUUAAAUCCCCAAAUGCAUAACGCAAAUUUAGAGUAAGAGGGGCUCACCAAAAUCUCGAUUCUGAAAACAACGAAUCCAAAUUUUCCCUCUCUCCAAACCGGGAGGGUUGCAUUUUCCUCCACAAACGCAACCCCACAGCGCCCAAAUUUCACGUUUGAAGGAGGUUUUUUCUUGGUUUGAUUCGUACCCCCCUCCCCCCAUUGCCGCAAUUUUGAAGGAUCUGCUUCGGAUUCGGAUAUGGAGGCCGAGAAGAAGUACAUUUCGUCGGCAGAGCUUCGGAAGCACAACAAACCCGGAGAUCUGUGGAUCUCGAUCAAGGGCAAGGUGUACAAUGUCUCCGAUUGGGCCAAGGAGCACCCCGGCGGCGACGAGCCGCUCCUCAAUUUGGCCGGCAACGACGUCACCGAUGCGUUCAUCGCGUACCAUCCCGGCACCGCCUGGGCGUACCUCGACCGCCUCUUCACCGGAUUCUACCUUGAGGAUUUCGAGGUGUCGGAGAUUUCCAAGGACUACCGGCGACUGGCGGCGGAAUUCUCCAAGCAAGGUUUGUUCGAGAAGAAAGGGCAUGUGACUAUGUAUUCUUUGAUUUCUGUUGCUAUAAUGAUGUGCUUUGUGGUGUAUGGGGUUGUGAAAUGUGAGAGCGUUUUGGUCCAUUUGGGUUCCGCUAUGCUUUUGGGUAUGCUGUGGAUCCAGAGCGCUUAUGUGGGGCAUGAUUCUGGGCAUUCUAAUGUAAUGUCGAGCCGUGGGUUCAACAAAUUGGCUCAACUUCUCUCUGGUAAUUGCUUGACUGGAAUCAGCAUCGCUUGGUGGAAAUGGACUCACAAUGCCCACCAUAUCUCUUGUAAUAGCCUGGACCAUGACCCUGAUCUUCAACACAUCCCUGUUUUUGCUGUUUCUGCUCGAUUCUUCCGCUCUUUGACAUCCCAUUUCUAUGGUAGGAAGCUGAAUUUCGAUCCCUUGGCUAGAUUCUUCGUUAGUUACCAGCAUUUCACAUUCUACCCUGUGAUGUGUGUGGCCAGAGUGAAUCUCUUCGUGCAGACUUUGCUUCUCUUGUUCUCCACUAGAAAAGUCCCUGAUAGAGCAUUGAACAUCAUGGGGAUUCUUGUUUUCUGGACUUGGUUUCCUCUUUUGGUCUCGUACCUCCCCAAUUGGCCUGAGAGGGUCAUGUUUGUUCUUGCUAGCUUCGCUGUGACUUCUCUCCAGCACAUCCAGUUCUGCCUCAACCAUUUCUCCGCUGAUGUGUACGUCGGGAAGCCCACCGGCAACGACUGGUUCGAGAAGCAGACCGGCGGGACUUUGGACAUUGAUUGCUCCUCGUGGAUGGACUGGUUCUUUGGUGGAUUGCAGUUUCAGCUGGAGCACCAUUUGUUUCCUCGAAUGCCCAGAUGCCAGCUGAGGAAGAUCUCUCCCAUUGUUGUGGAGCUUUGCAAGAAGCACAAUCUCCCUUACAGAAGCUUGACGUUUUGGGCUGCUAAUGCCCGCACCAUCAAGACUCUUAGAACAGCCGCCCUGCAGGCCAGAGACCUCACCAAUCCUGUCCCCAAGAACUUGCUCUGGGAAGCUGUCAACACCCAUGGAUGAAGAGAUUGAUGAAGAUUCAGAGAUGGAGGUUGAAGGUCAGAUCUUGCAUAGUUCUCAUCUAGACUUCUCAACAACGGCAGCAGGUUUUUUUUCCCUUUUUUCCUUUUGGGUUUUUGUUCCUUUUUUGGAUUAAAUGUUAGGAUAUGUUUGAUGAUGAUACUCCAAAUUAACACUCUGCUUCUGUUUUGUGGGUUCUUUCAUUUGAUUUAUAUAAACAACUUGUGUUUGAUUUUCACUGCA